Messenger RNA from Dracunculus medinensis (Guinea worm), 231 nucleotides. NCBI's taxonomy places the organism in Eukaryota, Metazoa, Nematoda, Chromadorea, Rhabditida, Dracunculidae. The record is from the annotation of a GenBank genome assembly.
AUGAUAGCUGAUAUGAGAAGCGUUCAGAGUCACUUGGCGAUGUUUUCAGAUUGCCAUCACAUAAUUCGACCAGAUUCAGUUAAUAACCAACUCACAGUUCCACAUCACUGGAAUUCUGUAACUGGCCGAGCAAGUCCAUCUGUAGCUGGUAGUAUGGCAUCUGAUCCUGAAUCGUGCCUUGACGAUAAUCGUUGUAUCAACGAUGAUUCUGAUUCUGAGAUGAUCAGUUAG